ACCAAUAUUCUUGCAAAUUUAUUCAAACUGAUCGAGUUCUGAGAAAAUAUUCUUUAUCUGAGAAAGAGAGCGACACAGAGACAGAAAAAAAUGGCAACUGGGAUUUUGGAAGUCGAAUUGAUUGAUGCAAAAGGCCUUGGAGGCACCGAUAUCAUUGGCGACAUCGAUCCCUAUGUUCUGAUUCAAUACAAAGGCCAAGAGCACAAAAGCACCGUGGCCAAAGGAGAUAACCCUGUUUGGAACGAGAAAUUCUUGUUCAAUGCACAGUAUCCAGUGACAGGCGAUGGCUACAAGAUUAUCCUCAAAGUCUGGGACAAGGACACCUUAUCUUCUGAUGAUUAUAUUGGCCAGGCUACGAUAUACAUAAAGGAUUUAUUGGCACAAGGAGUGGAGAGUGGAACAGCCCAAUUACCUCCUAACAAAUACAGUGUUGUUGGGGAAGACCUAACUUAUCUUGGAGAGGUUGAAGUUGGUGUAAUUUUUACCCGGAAGGAUGGAGAGGUUCAUCUUAAUGAUAGACAGUUUGGAGGAUGGAGGCAAAGCGGUUUUAGCUAAAUUUCAUAUAUAAUACCAAUUCCAGAGACCCAACAAAGAAAUUCCAUGAAAUUUGGUCAAGAGAGAGUUGGUAAUUUGUAGAAGUAUUAACUCCUUGUAAUGUAUUUUUAUUUUUUUAUUUUAUUUUUUGUUUUUUUUGUGUCAAUUGGUUGUAAUGUAGUGUGCAAUGCUUAUUUCGUUUGUUUAUGAGUUGGAUCAUCAAUUAGAGUAUGCAAAAAUAAAAAUCUCAAGUUGGUUGAAUCAAUAUUAAAGCAAUGUUUUGCUCUCUUU
Molecule: messenger RNA, 825 nt
Organism: Ziziphus jujuba (common jujube)
Lineage: Eukaryota; Viridiplantae; Streptophyta; Magnoliopsida; Rosales; Rhamnaceae
Product: 16 kDa phloem protein 1
Exons: 5
Coding region: 91-555 (154 amino acids)
Source: RefSeq, a predicted model, not a curated record